Ceraceosorus guamensis is the source of this 3259-nucleotide messenger RNA. RefSeq names its product DUF155-domain-containing protein. The transcript has 4 exons. NCBI's taxonomy places the organism in Eukaryota, Fungi, Basidiomycota, Exobasidiomycetes, Ceraceosorales, Ceraceosoraceae. The record is from RefSeq and is a predicted model, not a curated record. The coding region runs from base 117 to 3206 and encodes 1029 amino acids.
AUGAUCAUCUCCACCCGCACUCCCUUCUCUGAGCCACAAGCACGGCUCUUGCUUACAGCGUCGGCUCUUCAAAAUCUUCAUAAAGAUUUCGACAGACACCACCCCAGAAGUGCGUGAUGUCUGACCGCCGGUCUUAUCCACCGAACGGGCUGUCCGGCUCCACCACGCCGGCAACCCCACCCAGCGAGCCCCGACGAAGUCUAACCGCUUCCGGAUUGCCCGGUCUGAGCUCCACGGCAUCUUCUCUACGAGCUCGCAGGAGCGGAGCAGCAUCGGGAUCUUCGCUUCGUCGCGUCAUGUCUCCGGGCGAUGAGGAUGAUGAUGGCGAAGAGGACGGCGAGCAGGCCAGUCAACAUUCGAGGCGCGAGGGAGAAUUGGCAGACCUUCGAGCUGGUAUCAUCAUGCCAGGCAUGGGUUCCAGAGUGCCAGGCUCUACAGGCGCUACAGGUGCCUCAUCCAGUGCGCCUCAAAGAGGUAGAGAAGGCUUCACUGGCAGCUCAAGUGCAGCUGUCCCGUCAGGCCCAGCUGCUGCUCUGCGGGCCAGGCUUCCUGCAACGCUUAGCGCAGCCAUCAAAGGCAAGCCACCUGUUCGUCGAGCUACUUCGGCUGGAGAACAAGCAGCAUUGCUUGGAGGUGAUGGUGAGCCGGCGACUACGGACAGCAUGCUUUUGCCUGCAUCAGCCGCGAAAGGACCCUCGAACAGGCCUUCCGCUGCCAGAUCCAAGAGCGGCGCUUCUCCUUCUGCUCAGCAACAGCGCUUCAAGGGUACUCCAGCACGAUCCAUUCGCUAUUCUCUACCUGUCAGAAGCGACAAGCCAGUGCGUACGAGCAAGACCAGCGGCAAGCACGUCCUGCUGCCUUCAGAAAGUCAACUCGCUCCACUGCCUGGGGAAGAGGACGACGACAGUGAGGAUGAAGAAGAGAGCAGCGAGGAAAAUGAAGCAGACGCGAAAGAUCGCAACGAAGCUCAACAGGCAGUGGCGGAGCAGCGAGUCGGAGAUGAUGGCACGGCCAUCGAUGCCAUGCCUCCGAACAUUGCCACCGACGUCAGGCAGCACAGGACGCUAUCCCCGGGCCGUGGGCGACUCACGUCGCCAUCCCGAGCAAUACCACCUGGCAAGCAUCCCAAGUCGGCAGCUGCUACCAAGCGCGGUCCUGUGCACUCAAGAGCGCCACCUCGUAUACCCAAACAAAGCGGACCGGUCUAUCACACCUUCGAGCGAUUGGCGCCGCAGUCGCGCCAGCACACCCCUUUGCCUCGUUUGACUUCCUACUCUGUCGGACCAGCCAUCCACAUUCCUACUCUUGCAGGUUUUCUGAGAAGAGAACAUGGCGUGCGACCUCGGCUGUACGAUGAGUGCGCUUACGUCGUCUACUUCAAGCCCCUGCUGCCAGGCUUUGGCCGUGCAGAGGUUCGCAGCGCUCCAGAGCCGAGAGGUUCAAGUCCCGGAGCCGAGGAUCGCCGCGAGCGUCAGCUUGAGGAACAGGAGGAGAGUGGAUACCUCGGCUCCUACUUUGCUCAGAAGAAAGAGGAAGAAGAGGAUCCCCAGGGCUAUAUUCACGGUGGCGAAGGCAAAGGCGGCGACGACGAACCCGAACGUGAUGGCGAAAGUCGAGGAAGCAAUGGGCGGGCGAGCAGCUCUACAGAUCAUCUUUCUUGGCACCGCGAGCGUCGCGAAGAAAACAGUCCAGAAAGCGAGCGCCGACAUCUUGAGCGGCUUAGCGAGGCUGAGAACGAGACAGAGACUGAAGGCGAGAGGGAAGAGCAAACAGAUCGAGGUGGCCGCAUUUCAACAGGCAUCACACCGCCUUCGCAGCCUGCCACAAUCAACGAAGAAGACGAGGGGAUCGCAACACCUCGAGCUCUCGAACCACGCACAGGCGCUGAUGAUGUGGAUGCUCUUCUCUCUGGCGAAGAGAACGCCGAUGACCAAGGGCGACUACUUGGCACGUCCUUGGACGCUGUGAGCAGCGAAGAUGAAUAUGCCCUUCGGGCUCUUGAGCAGGAGUCGAAUGCUGGCGUGCUGGCCACCGAAGAUGAGCUGCUCUCGGCUGAUGAAGCCGGCGCAAGAGACAUGCUUCUGCAACAGCAAGCUGUUGAGGACGGAGAUGCCAGCUUCGGGCGCGAUGAGGUCGAAGCGGGUAUGGCGCGCGAGUUUGUCGAAGAGGAGCCUGAUCCGAGCCACCCACACGCGUUGAGCUCCUCUCCGCCCCGAAGUCCCGGACGCAAGGCGACGCGCUGGGAUGAACCCUUGGGCGAGGAUGUGGCGCCCUCUCGCUCGGGGCGUAGGCCGAAGAAAAAUCGCCGAGCAUCCGGACCUAACCAAGCGUCCCACAAUCACGACACUUCUCGCAACAUGCUGACGUCUCGCGGCAUACUAGAAGCGCUGCAUCAAGCUGAGCUCAUUGUUCUGCCGUACGGCGUACUGGUCAUGUACAAUCUGUCUGCCGCAGAAGAACGUAGCAUCAUCAACGACGUCAUCUCCUCUGGCUGCGUUCGUGGUGGUCCAGCCAGCUCUCCUGAUGACGAGGAGACCGAAGCGUUCCACUUCUGCUACGAUCCGACCGUCCCAGCUCCUCGAAUUUUCAACGAUUUCUUCACCUUUAGACAGCCUAAUCACUUGCUCAAGGUCAGCUUGGCCCAUGCGAUCGCUCAAAGCACCAAGCUGAGCGUAUUUGAGGAGUCCAUGCAACAAACCCUCGAGCUCACGUCGCACAUUCCGAAAGAGCUGGCUUCAUCUGGAGAGCUCAAGCUUAAGCGUCGAGAGGCGCUGCGCCUGACCGGGCGCUUGUUCAAGCUCAGAGUGGACGUCAAUCUUACCAGCAAUGUGCUGGACACUCCAGAACUAUUUUGGAGCGAAGCUAGUCUCAAGGCGCUUUACGACGCUAUCCGGGAGUACCUCGAAAUUGACCAACGCGUCGAGAACCUCAACGAGCGUCUGGCUGUCGCCAACGACCUGCUUGAGAUCAUCCACGAGCACAUUUCGAACGAAGCGAUGAGCAAAAUCACGUGGAUCAUCAUCAUGCUUAUCAUCGUCGCAUGCCUUGUGGCCUGUGGAGAGAUAUCAGCCCGUCUUGUAUUGCAUUCCCGCGCUGACACUGCGAGAGCGCUUUUGAGGUCGGCGGCGGGCGCGCUUCCUGGCGUUACGGCCGGUGGCCGAGUGCCUCGCCUGCUUGAUGCUCCUGCCCAGCUUCUGAUGUCUUGAGCAUUCGCACAUGCCAUCUACCUGUCCUCUGCAGCAAUCCAGAUAAUUCGUAC